This is a messenger RNA of Chinchilla lanigera (long-tailed chinchilla), 1934 nucleotides long. RefSeq names its product ARP3 actin-related protein 3 homolog B (yeast) (gene Actr3b). Gene Ontology annotation, cellular component: actin cortical patch. The record is from RefSeq and is a predicted model, not a curated record. Gene Ontology annotation, molecular function: actin filament binding. Lineage: Eukaryota; Metazoa; Chordata; Mammalia; Rodentia; Chinchillidae.
GUAUACCAAGCUUGGCUACGCAGGCAACGCUGAGCCGCAGUUCAUUAUCCCUUCAUGCAUUGCCAUCAGAGAGUCCGCGAAAGUAGUGGACCAAGCCCAGAGGAGAGUGUUGAGGGGAGUUGACGACCUCGAUUUUUUCAUAGGAGAUGAAGCCAUCGACAAACCUACCUAUGCUACAAAGUGGCCGAUACGACAUGGAAUCAUUGAAGACUGGGAUCUUAUGGAAAGGUUCAUGGAACAAGUGGUUUUUAAAUAUCUUCGAGCUGAACCUGAGGACCAUUAUUUUUUAAUGACAGAGCCUCCCCUGAACACCCCAGAAAAUAGAGAAUACCUCGCAGAAAUCAUGUUCGAAUCAUUUAACGUGCCAGGACUCUACAUCGCAGUCCAGGCAGUGCUGGCGCUGGCAGCCUCCUGGACCUCCCGACAAGUUGGCGAGCGCACGCUCACGGGGAUAGUCAUCGACAGCGGGGACGGAGUCACCCACGUUAUCCCAGUGGCAGAAGGUUACGUAAUUGGAAGCUGCAUCAAACACAUCCCGAUUGCAGGUAGAGAUAUUACGUAUUUCAUUCAACAGCUGCUAAGGGAGAGGGAGGUGGGAAUCCCUCCUGAGCAGUCACUGGAGACCGCAAAAGCCAUUAAGGAGAGAUACUGUUACAUUUGCCCAGACAUUGUCAAGGAGUUUGCUAAGUACGAUGUGGAUCCCCGGAAGUGGAUCAAGCAGUACACAGGCACCAACGCGACCAACCAGAAGAAGUUCAUUAUAGAUGUUGGGUACGAAAGGUUCCUGGGACCUGAGAUAUUCUUCCACCCGGAGUUUGCCAAUCCAGACUUCAUGGAGUCCAUCUCGGACGUGGUCGAUGAAGUGAUCCAGAGCUGUCCCAUUGAUGUCCGUCGCCCGCUGUAUAAGAAUGUCGUUCUUUCAGGAGGCUCCACGAUGUUCCGGGAUUUCGGGCGCCGGCUGCAGAGGGAUUUAAAGAGGGUGGUGGAUGCCAGAUUAAAACUCAGUGAAGAGCUCAGCGGCGGCAGGAUCAAGCCCAAGCCCGUGGAGGUGCAGGUGAUCACGCAUCACAUGCAGCGCUACGCCGUGUGGUUCGGGGGCUCCAUGCUGGCCUCAACCCCGGAGUUCUUCCAGGUCUGCCACACGAAGAAGGACUACGAGGAGUACGGCCCCAGCAUCUGCCGCCACAACCCCGUCUUCGGAGUCAUGUCUUAGUGUCUGCCACGGAGCUGUCCCUCGGGCGCGCCUCGCUGGGAGCCGGAGUCCCGCGGAGCCCGAGCGCCGCGGUCCCGUGUGCGGGCGGUGCUGUGGCGGCGCCGCGUGCAUGAGGCUGCGCAGCCCGCCCGGCCAGAGCGUCUGCUCACGCGCCCAUCGCGCCCACCUCCGCCUCUGCUCUGAGCUUCCCGCCUCGGCGCAGUUCUGAAGGAGUUCAGCAUGGCUUUACGUAACGAUAGAGAAGGGCGCAGAAUCGCCCCCCAGGAAGAGUGUGGGGGUGUGAACCCCGUCCUCCCGGCUUAUUUUUGUAAAUAAAAUGUUACAAACUUGAAAUACAAAUGGAUGUUUAUAUUUCCUAUCAUUUUGUAUUUUAUGGUCUUUGGUACAACUGACCGAUACUAAGCACGAGUACGUGUUGCUGUCAUGGAGUGCCGUAAUAAAAGUGCUACAACCGUGAGGCAUGUUACGAUGUGUUCGUAGGCAAACAAUAGCAGAGCAAACUGUUUCGCCCCCUGUUUGCUGGAAAACGAUUAUACUUUGUCAGGGCGACCUGAAGUCCGAACACUGGACAGGCUCGAGUGGGCACCGCCGCGGGCCGGUGUCCCGGGCUCCGCGUGUGCUUUGGGAAAGCGUUUUGUGGAAGAUGAUGGCGAUGUUGCCGAGUGUUGGAUGAGAUACUACCUUGCACUGUUGUAAUAAAAACUGUUUGAAUCUUCAUAAA